Molecule: messenger RNA, 1690 nt
Organism: Nicotiana tabacum (common tobacco)
Lineage: Eukaryota; Viridiplantae; Streptophyta; Magnoliopsida; Solanales; Solanaceae
Source: RefSeq, a predicted model, not a curated record
CAUGUGACUUUGUUUUGGAGUUCUUUCUACCCUCAGACUGCAGAAAUCCUGAAGAACAUAGAAAAAUGCUUACUUCGUUGUCCAUUAUCAUACAAAAUGUUUGCCGGACUUUAAGGGUUGUGACAGAUAAAGAGUUGCAGGAAGAAGCUGUUUCUAUAGGCGAAGCGGCAAACCCCUCAUUUAUUAGAUCCAAUAAAGAGCAGACUGAAACUUCUCAAGAAAGGACAUCGUGGACCUCUUGUGACGCAGAGUUCCAGGAGAGUUCUACUGUUGUUUCUGCAUUCCAUGAUGAGAAACCAGACGAAAUGCUAAGGAAAGAACCUGUGGAGUUUAGGCACCAUAAUGAUUCUGAUUAUGGGAUGGAUUUUGCCUUAAAUGAAAACCAUUGUGCUUCUGGGGAGGGUGUCUCUCGUAAUGGUAAAAAGGGAGACAGGAGACGCACAAAGGCUGAGAAGACUAUUACCUUGGAAAUUCUUCAGCAAUAUUUUGCCGGUAGCUUAAAAGAUGCUGCGAAGAGCAUUGGAGUUUGUCCUACCACUCUGAAGAGGAUAUGCAGGCAGCAUGGAAUUAAACGCUGGCCUUCUCGAAAGAUCAAGAAGGUUGGUCACUCCUUACAAAAGAUCCAACGUGUUAUUGAUUCAGUUCAGGGUGCCUCUGGCUCUUUACAAAUUGAAUCCUUCUAUUCAAACUUCCCAGAGUUAGCAUCUCCAAAUGUAUCAAGAUUGAGCCCUUUUGCAAACUCAAAGUCAAAUGAACAUCCAAAGGCCUUGAAUGCGCAACAAGAAGGAUGCGUUAUGAGCCCCCAUGCUGCUGCAUCUAAGUCACCCUCCUCUUCUUGUAGUCGAAGUUCCAGUUCAAGUCAAUGUUGUUCAUCUGGUACAAAGCCACAAUCUUCCCCUUUGAGUAUUGCUGGUAAUGACGAUCCAAUUGUCCAGGAAGAGUCUGUUGAUAACGCAGUGAAAAGGGUUAAAAGUGAACCAGAGCUUCAUUUAUCAAGUGAAACACUGAAGAUUUUACCAAGAUCGCAAAGCCAUGCAUGUGUUGCUGAGAAUCCUAAAUCAGAAAGCCUUCUAGUGAAGAAGGGUCCUUUGAGAUCUCAAGAAGAAGCUCCACGAGUAAAAGUGACACAUGGAGAAGAAAAGAUUAGGUUCCGGAUGCAAAACAGUUGGAGAUACAGUGAACUGUUGAGAGAAAUUACUAGGCGCUUUGGCAUAGACGAUCCCAGUGGACUUCAACUCAAGUACAUGGAUGAUGACUCUGAGUGGGUUUUACUGACAUGCGACGCAGAUCUGGAAGAAUGUCUUGACGUUUGCAUGUCUUCCCAAAAUCAAAUGAUCAAGCUCAUUUUAGUUCGUGAUUCGCAGCAUCAUAUUGGAAGCUCUUUCGGUAGCAGCAGUCCCAUAUUAGUGCAGUAGAGAAGUGGUGUAGCUCUAGUUGCAAUUAGAUGCCAAAAUGAACAUAGUUUCCUCUUUUAGGAUUAGAUCUGAAAUGUUGAUUGCUACACAUAGUAGAUUCACUCUAUUUGAGUUUCAUGUAAGUCAAUCCUUUUGACUAUUACAAAUGUAUUAAGCCAUAAGGCAGUAAUUAUUUCAUUAUGCAUGGGAAGGGCAUUCAGUUUUAUUACAAAGGUUAUAUGUAAGAUUCUCCUCAAGUUGAACUCUCUAAUGAAGAAAUGAAAGGGUUUGAUUAA